AUGUCGCCUCUCCUUCGCUCCUCGCUCCUCCUCCGCUCACAUCUCUUCCCCUCCCCGUCCAUCCACCACAUUCGCUAUGCGACCACCUCCGUCGCUGGCCUGUCACCACAAGAAAAAAAGAAGGCAUUCAGCCAUACUCUGAAGCUGCCAAAGACUUCAUUUCCUCUCAGACACAAAGACAUCGUGGCAGCGGAGAAACUUCAAAGACGGAAGACCUGCGAUCAGCUCUAUCAGAAGCAGCUGGCGAAUAACCCUAAGGAGGCGUUCGUGCUUCAUGACGGCCCCCCUUACGCCAAUGGUCAUCUCCACAUGGGUCAUGCACUCAAUAAGGUGUUGAAGGAUAUUAUCAAUAGGUAUAAGGUCGUAAGAGGCCAUCGAGUCCACUACGUACCUGGAUGGGACACUCAUGGGUUGCCCAUCGAGCAGAAAGCGCUCGCUGCUAUAGGAAAGUCACAUACGUCUUUGACCCCGAGCCAAGUCAGAGCCGAAGCGCGACAAGUCGCUCUCAGUGCCAUAGAUGUUCAAAAAGAGGAGAUGCGGGCUCUAGGCAUCAUGGCGGAUUGGGACCAUAAGGACGGUACUUAUCGCACGCUCGAUAUAGACCACGAUUUUGAAAUUCGACAACUUGAACUCUUUCAAACCAUGAUCCAAAAAGAACUCAUCCAAUACCGCCUCCGGCCGGUAUAUUACUCCCCAUCAUCUCGCACUGCACUCGCAGAAGCCGAAUUGGAAUACAGAGAUGGUCACAAGUCACAUUCCGUUUACGUGUCUUUCCCUGUACAAGAAGAGGACAUGUCUGAGGGCUUGAGAGCUAUUUACUCGCGACAUAAGAGCUGGAGUUCGGGGGUAGAUUUGGCUAUCUGGACUACGACUCCAUGGACACUUCCAGGAAACUCUGGCGUGGCCGUUCACGAGAAUCUGACAUACGAUGUCGUCAGAAACGACCACGGCCGACUUUUGGUCGUCGCUAACGACCGAGUGGCAGAUCUGCAGCGGAUAUUCGGACACCUGACUGUGGUGGGUUCCCUCCCGGGCUCGUCGCUUGUCGGUUCUCGCUACACCCACAUCUUCCAUCCCCCUUCUUCUCCCUCCCCCAAACCUCAAAUCUUUGCAGGGGGUCAUGUCACAGCUGGGACAGGGACAGGCCUCGUCCAUUCCGCCCCUGCACAUGGCCAUGAGGACUAUGUAGCGUUCAACAAUGCUGGAAUCUUACCCGACAAGUUGAGAUGCCCUGUAGAUGAUGCUGGCUGUUUCACCGAUGAGCUGAUGAGCUGGGUGGAGGAUGAAAAGUUCAGGGCUCUGGUGGGCAAGGCAGUGUUGGGAGAAGGCACGAAGACGAUGGUAGAGCUUCUCCGGGGGGAGGGUGUGCUGCUAGGUGAUGAGAUCAUUGAACAUCGCUAUCCGUACGACUGGAAAUCGAAACAACCGAUCAUUGUGCGUGCCACUCCCCAGUGGUUCGCUGAUGUUGAGCACAUCAAGGACGAUGCUCUGGACGCUUUGAAGGCUGUACAUUUCCAUCCCCCGCAAGCGAGGAAACGCUUGGAGACCUUUGUGCUGUCAAGAAAUGAGUGGUGCAUUUCCCGACAACGGAGCUGGGGCGUGCCCAUACCUGUCCUCUUCGACUCCCACGGAGGCCCAGUGACAGACGCCGAUGCCCUCGCCCAUGUUAUCCAAGUUCUGAAGAGAGAAGGUACCGACCACUGGUGGUCUGGCCCUGUUGAAGACUUCGUUCCCCCUUCUCGCAAGGGUGAGCAGCUCAGCAAGGGUGUUGACACCCUAGACGUUUGGUUUGACAGCGGCUCGUCUUGGACGCUCCUGAGAGAUAGCAAGAUCCGUGAUCCAGAGCUGCCACUGGCAGACGUGUAUCUCGAAGGCUCAGAUCAGCAUCGAGGCUGGUUCCAGUCUUCUCUACUCACGAAGGUCACUAGUACGAGUGACAGGCGCGCACCGUAUGGGACGGUCAUCACGCAUGGAUUCGUGAUGGAUGAGAAAGGAGACAAGAUGAGCAAGUCAACUGGGAAUGGGUUGUCGCCCAUGGAGAUCAUUCAUGGACUCGGAGACUCGCCGGCAUACGGGGCUGAUACGUUACGGCUUUGGGCGGCAUCAGUAGACUAUACCUGUGACGCUUCCAUAGGACCUUCUUCUAUAUCUCACGCUAGCGAAACGCUCAGAAGACUGAGAAACACUGCCAGGUUCUUGCUUGCCAAUACAUCGGAGCAUGAGAAGGUGUCUUUGGAGGACGUGGAACUGAGAGCUAUUGACCGUUAUGUGUUGCAUCAAUUGCAUGACUUGGAGCUGGUGGCUUUGGCUGGAUAUGACAGUUACACUUUCAACAAAGUGGUCAAUGCUCUCUCCACCUUUGCCGUUUCAACACUGUCCACCUUAUACUUCGAUAUCGUCAAGGACACUCUCUACUGUGAAAAACUCGACAGCCCGGCUCGGCUGGCCACUGUUGCGGUCUUACAGACUGUUCUGAAACGCAUGAUUCAAAUUAUGGCACCCAUCAUCCCGCACUUGGCGGAAGAGCUGCACCAAAACACCAACCCUUUGGAAGACUCUUCUGCAUUUCUUGGGACUUGGGAACCGAGCGAUAUUUGGUCAGACCCGGCCUUGCAGAAGGAUGUGGGCUACUUACUCGCCAUAAAGCCUCUUGUCUCACAACUUGUGGAAGAAGCGCGUGCAGCCAAGCACGUCAAGAUGUCGUCAGAGACUGAGCUUUGGAUAGCAGCAAGUGGUAUUUCUCAUACUGUGUUGAGCAGAAAUGCGAAUCUACUUCAGAGUCUCUUUGGCGUUUCUCGAGUUACAUUGGGCACCGACCUUUCGUCCAGAGAGUCUCUUGCAAGUGUGGAUGCUGAAAUUGACGAUGCCCGAGUAUCUUUGAAGCUUUUGCCGUCUUCACAACACCAGUGUCCUCGCUGCUGGCUGUACCAGUCGGAAGUUGUCGACCAUUUGUGUACCAGAUGUGCUUCAAUAGUAGUCGUGUAA
Cryptococcus wingfieldii CBS 7118 is the source of this 2985-nucleotide messenger RNA. RefSeq names its product isoleucine-tRNA ligase. The transcript is spliced from 17 exons. Gene Ontology annotation, cellular component: cytosol. Gene Ontology annotation, biological process: isoleucyl-tRNA aminoacylation. Lineage: Eukaryota; Fungi; Basidiomycota; Tremellomycetes; Tremellales; Cryptococcaceae. Bases 1 to 2985 code for a protein of 994 amino acids. Gene Ontology annotation, molecular function: tRNA binding; aminoacyl-tRNA deacylase activity; ATP binding. The record is from RefSeq and is a predicted model, not a curated record.